AUGCCGGCAUGCUCAGAAAUUCCGCACGGACCUAGCAAGCUCAGCAGAGGAUAUCGCCUUUCGAAUAUUCCCUUCCAAGGUAUUGCUUUUGCACACUCGUCCAAUAUCGUUAUGCAGCCAAUUGACAUGUCAAGACAGAUAUUGGAGCUGCAAGAGAUGAUCCAGUCGUUCGAUUCGUCUUCUUCGCCUUUCCACCCGUCUCACGCCUUCGACGACAAUCCGAUGCAACAGUAUACCCUCCUCCUGACAGCCAUCCUCUCUGAAGAACCUCCAAACAAAAAGCGUCGACUAUCUGGUCCAACUGAUAACAAUGCCUACAGUAAUGCUCGCUCCACCAACACCGUUGUAGCGAACAGGCAUAUAUCCGGUCUACAUGCGAUCAUCAAACGGGAGUGCGAGCAAUUAUCGUCCACGGUCGAUCAAGUGAAAAUGUGGAUAACUCUGACGAUGCCAAAGUUCGAUCGAAGAGGGUUCAAAUCCAAGAAGGUUGUCUUGGCAUCUAAUGGUUACAUCUUUUUUAACAUUGCUGGUUCAGAGGUCCUUUCCGAACUGCAUCGUGCACAAGAAAGUGCAUAUAACCUACGUGACAGUGCUCGUCAAGAUUACAUCACCAGGACAAAGCUAUGCUCUAAGCUGAUCAAGUAUCCCAACGUAGAAGACUACACGUUGGCUUUGAAAGAACAUGAUGAAAAGCAGAUUUAUUUUUCCCGUCAGCACAUUAUAGAUAUCCGCAACAUGUAUGCGUCACUGAUGGACCUCAUACAAAAGAACAUUACCAAGAUUCGCGCCCCAAAGACAAACAACAGUCGUGCACUCUAUUAG
Desarmillaria tabescens is the source of this 822-nucleotide messenger RNA. Its product is annotated as proteasome activator pa28, REG alpha/beta subunit. NCBI's taxonomy places the organism in Eukaryota, Fungi, Basidiomycota, Agaricomycetes, Agaricales, Physalacriaceae. Bases 1 to 822 code for a protein of 273 amino acids. Gene Ontology annotation, biological process: positive regulation of endopeptidase activity; regulation of G1/S transition of mitotic cell cycle; regulation of proteasomal protein catabolic process. The record is from RefSeq and is a predicted model, not a curated record. Gene Ontology annotation, cellular component: cytoplasm; proteasome activator complex; nucleoplasm. Gene Ontology annotation, molecular function: endopeptidase activator activity. The transcript has 7 exons.